Molecule: messenger RNA, 995 nt
Organism: Apus apus (common swift)
Lineage: Eukaryota; Metazoa; Chordata; Aves; Apodiformes; Apodidae
Gene: TMEM50A
Product: transmembrane protein 50A
Exons: 7
Coding region: 100-573 (157 amino acids)
Biological process (GO): protein targeting to vacuole; late endosome to vacuole transport via multivesicular body sorting pathway
Source: RefSeq, a predicted model, not a curated record
GGUGUCCCAGGUGGGUGCCAGAGCCUGGCCCUGUCAGCUGGGCCCUCCCCCGGGAAGGGCUCCUGGUGCCAGGUUUCCAGUUCUUCAGAGCGCUGAAAAAUGUCGGGUUUUCUGGAGAGUUUGAGGUGCUCGGAGUGUGUUGACUGGGGGGAGAAACGGAACACGAUUGCUUCUGUUGCUGCAGGAGUGCUGUUUUUCACAGGUUGGUGGAUAAUCAUAGAUGCAGCUGUAAAAUACCCUAAAAUGGAAGACUUCAACCAUUCCUACCAUGCUUGUGGGGUUAUAGCCACGAUUGCAUUCCUAAUGAUCAACGCGGUGUCCAACGGACAAGUGCGGGGUGACAGCUACAGCGAGGGCUGCCUGGGACAAACAGGGGCUCGGAUCUGGCUCUUCAUUGGGUUCAUGAUGGCCUUUGGGUCUCUCAUUGCUUCCAUGUGGAUCCUCUUUGGAGGCUACGUUGUGAAAGAAAAACCAAUAGUAUAUCCAGGAAUUGCUGUUUUUUUCCAGAAUGCAUUCAUCUUUUUUGGAGGACUGGUCUUCAAAUUUGGUCGCACAGAAGAUCUGUGGCAGUGAACACACCCUGAGCUGCUCUGGCUGGGCUGGCUUUUUAACUGCAGGCUCCCUGGGUUUUGUAAAACCAUUUUGUAAACAGUGACCUUCAAUUGUGUCUAAAGAGAAAACAAGGAAAUCUUAAAUCCUAGCACUAAAACUCCUGGUUCUAUUCUGCUAAUUUUUUUACUCUUGAAUGUUGAUGUCAAUGUUGUCACGUUUUUGACCAGUGCAGAAUUGCUACAAGCAACCAUGGCAGUCACUUUUAUGGUAGGAUGUUUGCUACAAGUAAAUAGGAUAGUGGAAAACUGAGGUAUUUAACCAGCUGUUUCUAUCAUGUUAUUUACAAUUCAGGACUUACUAAAAAUGCUUUAAACCAACUUUUUAACGUAUAUUUAUUAAAUAUUUCCUAUAUCUGGACAAUAUAACCAUUUCUUCAAAACGUA